This is a messenger RNA of Malus domestica (apple), 1271 nucleotides long. RefSeq lists its product as uncharacterized. Lineage: Eukaryota; Viridiplantae; Streptophyta; Magnoliopsida; Rosales; Rosaceae. The record is from RefSeq and is a predicted model, not a curated record.
GUUCCAAAUUUCCAAUUGAUCCCUUCGCGUCUUUAUAAACCCCAAAGCCCCUCCCUCCUCAAACCUCCUCAUCUUCUUCUUUUUUCUCUUCCUCCCACCACCGCUCUCAGCCAUGGAAAUCCCAGUGCUCAAUAGAAUUACAGAUCUUCCUUCCCGCCUGACCUCCUUGCCGGACCCAUCUUUUCUUUCCCAGAGUUUAUCGAUUCCCGGAAUCCAAAACGUCUCUCAAGCUUACAGUUUCUGGAAAUGGGGAGCUCUAAUCCUCGCAAUUCUUGCUUCCUUCGGCACCCUCAUCACUAAAAUCAACAUUUUUGCCAUCAGUCUCCGCCGCCUCCGGUUAUUGGCCCCGCAGCCGCUUUCCCAGCAGCGCCACGACGGCGAUUACUCCGACGUCAGCGAUGACGACGAUAUCUGCUCUGUUUCGUCAGCUUCCUCCGUAUCCGAUGACGAAUCGGAAUCCGAAAUAUCGUACGACGACGAAAGCAGAACGAUUGGGAGAGAUGAACAUUUCCACGUCAGAGGCUCUGGGUAUUACGGCGACGACGGAGAGCAGAAUCGUAACUUGGGACUCCGCCUCCGCAGAAGCUUCGGAGGCCAUCGAUUCUCAUGGUCUGACUUCGCGGCCGGCAAAAGCGUCGUCAAGCUCUGGGACUCGUCGUCUCCGUCUACGUUUCUGUCUGCUGACUCGGGCGUGUCGGGGCGCGUGUCGCUAGGUGUUUGGGACGCGCGCGUCGGAUGUCGGAUUCCGGCGAUACUCGCUGAUUGGGGCCCGCAGCUCGGGAGAAUGGUUGGAGUGGCGUCAGGCGUCGACGAUAAGGUUUACGUCAAGGAUGGCGUAACCGGUAAAGUGACGAUUGGUGACGUGAGGAAAGUGGCGUCGCCGUUAGGGAAUGUAACGGGAGCAGACUUGGAUGAUACGUGGUGGGACGCUGACGGGGUUGUUGUGACGGACGAGCGUUUUGACGAGUCAGCCAUGCGUGGAUGUGACUCGGCCGUCACGCGGUGCUGUAGCGCUGUUAGGUCUUAUCUGUUGUAAAUCAUAGUUAAAGGACAACGAAAAUCAAAUAAUGCAAGGUCAUUAUUUUGUAAAUAUAGCCUUAAUAUUAUUUACCUGGAUUUACCAUUUUUUGACUUUUCAAUUUGGUUUUCUUAGUAGCUUCUUAGUAGCCUCCUCUUCCGGUGAAGGCUGCGACAGCGGAGUCGUUAAUCUUCUUUGCCAGUUGUUUUGGUUGUUAAUUGUUAAACAAGUAUAAACGAUAAAUUUAAAACCU